Peromyscus eremicus (cactus mouse) is the source of this 466-nucleotide messenger RNA. Its product is annotated as glucose-fructose oxidoreductase domain-containing protein 1-like. The transcript has a single exon. Gene Ontology annotation, molecular function: nucleotide binding. Lineage: Eukaryota; Metazoa; Chordata; Mammalia; Rodentia; Cricetidae. The coding region runs from base 108 to 395 and encodes 95 amino acids. The record is from RefSeq and is a predicted model, not a curated record.
AGAUCGGCUGCGGGAGCCGGGGACUGCGGGACUGGCAGGAGAGGCGUGCGCGCGGGUGUUCGACUGGAGAUCCCGGUAGAAGCAGAGCCCGGCGGACCUGAGCAGCCAUGCUUCCCGGGGUGGGCGUGUUCGGCACCAGCCUCACGGCCCGUGUCAUCAUCCCGCUGCUGAAAGAUGAGGGCUUCGCGGUAAAGGCGCUGUGGGGCCGCACGCAGGAAGAAGCCGAGGAGCUGGCCAAGGAGAUGAGUGUUCCUUUCUACACUAGCCGCAUCGACGAGGUGCUGCUGCACCAGGAUGUAGACUUGGUGUGCAUCAACCUGCCGCCGCCGCUCACCAGGCAGAUCGCUGUCAAAACGCUGGGUGAGCGACCCCUCCCCCAGCCCUCUCCUCUUUAGCCUGGGUCUUCGCUUCGCGCCCUCUCCAAUUGCAGAAGCGUGCACCCCAGGGAUUCCAAACCUAUGCAUGU